AUGCCGGUUACUAGAAGCCACAGUAGCCGGAAGGAAGAGUCCAGUACCGCCGAAUCAAGCACGGUCUGCACAAGCAACACCGCGACGACGACUACGACUACGGGAAGCGGUGCGACUGAGACAUCCGCCACGACCACGUCGGCAGCGAACGCAAGCGCUACCGGAUCAGAGCGCCCUGCGACGCCGCCACCUCAGGAAACGAGCGUGGUCACUGUGGUGCGUCAAGUCACAUCGCAGCCAGCUACCUUACGGCCCCGGUCACAUCACUCCAAAGCCUCCCGCAAGAGAUUCCUCGCGGAAUUGGAGGCUAAGGAGCGGUUGGCCGAGGCGCAACAGAAGGAAGCACAAGCCGCCGCCGAAUUAGCGAAGGUGAAGCUCAUGCGGAUACAAGCGGAGGACUCGUCCGACGAGGAAGACGAAGACAUCGUCGACAAGAGCGAGCGCAUCGAGCAGUGGGUGCAGGAGCAAUCCUCUAAGCCCCCGCCCCCUGCUCUCGCUCUCACAGCGGGCCAUGCAAGAGGCUCGUCCCCCGUGAGGGGCCAGACACAGGCCCCUCCCACCCCGUGGAUACCUACGGAACCACCACGGGUCGUCGAGGCGCCGCAGCAUGAAGAGCGCGCGCCUCCCGAGCGCCAACAAGAAAAGUCGUCGAGUGAAGACGUCACGCAGCUCGCCGCACUAUUCAAGAGUGUGCUGAGCGGUGGCGGCUACAGAGAGCCGCCACGGUACAUUCAAGAUCUACCUACGUUCAACGGAAACAGCAGCGAGUGGCUACCGUUUCGUGCGGCCUAUCAUGAAACCGAGAAGUACUUCACGAAGAUAGAAAACGUCGCCCGCCUGAGAAAAAGCCUGCUGAAGAAACUACCGAAGCUAGCUGAGAGCCCACGUGACCUGUGCAUCUUCGCAAGCAAGCUGGCCAACAUCGUAGCUACGAUCGAAGCACUGAAGAAACCGCACUUCCUCUACAACCCGGAGAUCGAGCGCACUGCAAUAGAGAAGCUCACACCGAUUCUUCGUGACAAAUGGUACGAGUACAACUUCACGCAACAUGGAGAAGAAGCGAACUUGAAGAAGCUGUCCACCUACCUGAACCACGAAGCGGACAAGUGCGGCCCAUACGCCGCGCUCGAGCAGAUCAACAACAGCGCACCUACACCCGUGAGUGCGAGGGAGAAAGCUGCGAAAAAGAAGACGGAACGUACCUACGCCGCCGAGAACACACACAAGGAAGAAGAGGACGGCUGCCCUAUGUGCAAACAGGCUCACAAGUUACCUGAAUGCACGAAGUUCAACGAGAAGACGACUGACGAGCGCUGGGAAAUAGCGAAGCAGAACAAGAUGUGCUUCCGCUGCCUACGUAGCACACAUCGCCGCUUCACGUGCAAAGCGAAGCCCUGCGGUGUCUCCGGCUGCAACCUGCGCCACCACAAGCUCCUACAUCAUGAAGCCGCGAAGAAAGAAGAGAAGCACGAAGAGGUCACCGCGUCCACGACAGAGAAGCCGACCGUCGCAGCAAACAAGAGCGAACGCCGCCGCGCUUACUUGAAAAUAGCGCCCGUGGUACUUACUGGCCCUCACUCCAGUAUAGAAACCUACGCACUGUUCGACGAGGGAAGCACCAUCACGAUCAUCGACGCAGACGUGGCCAACACUCUCGGCCUCGACGGACCCACUGAUCCGAUGUGGGUGCAAGGAGUCAGCGGCAAAGAAGUUCGACACUCGAAGAGCAAGAAAGUCGACUUCACCAUACGGGGCAAGCACGCACAAGAAGAGUUCAAGCUUGAAGACGCACGCACAGUCGAGAAGCUCGACUUCAUCACUCAGACGGUGAAGAAAGAAGAAGUCGACGACUGCAGCCACCUGAGCGACAUCCAAGAAGAACUCGCCUACGAGGGGGCAUCGCCGAAGCUGCUCAUCGGCCAGGACAACUGGGACUUAAUUGUCUCGAGGGAAGUCCGAGACGGCCGCCGCGACCAGCCUGUGGCAUCUCGCACACAGCUCGGCUGGGUACUGCACGGCUGCCGCACCACACAGAGCAAACCAAUCAACUUCUGCGGACACGUCACGAGCGCUGAAGAAUCAAUGGAGAAAAUGAUGAAGCACUACUUCGAGCUGGAGUCCCUGGGCAUCGAAGCAAGAAAACCGACGACAGAUCCAGAAGAGCAAGCCACGAGAAAACUGGAAGAGGAAAGUCGCCGGCUGCCCGAUGGUCGCUUCGAAACUCGGUUGCUAUGGAAACAAGAAAAUGAGAAAAUACCUAACAACCGUCAAGACGCACUGAAACGACUCUGCAGCCUCGAACGCAAGCUCGACCGUGACCCAGAACUCAAGAAGAAGUAUGAAGAGCGCAUGGAGAAUAUGCUGAAGUCCGGAUACGCCGAGCCCGCCACCACACUCCCGACGCAAGACAGAACGUGGUACCUGCCGCACUUCGCCGUCUGCAACCCCGAGAAGAAGAAGAUACGACUGGUGCACGACGCCGCAGCGAAGUCACAUGGACGCAGCUUGAACGACAUGCUGCUGACCGGCCCCGACCUGCUUCAGUCACUCCCUGGGGUGGUCAUGCGGUUCAGGCAGCACCCCUACGCAGUCAGCGCGGACAUCAAAGAGAUGUUCAUGCAGAUACGCAUCAAGGAGUGCGACCGAGACGCGCUGCGCUUCCUCUGGCGCGGCAACCGGCGGGAGGGUACACCAGACGAGUACCGCAUGACGUCCGUCAUCUUCGGCGCAUCAUCAUCACCGUGCACAGCACUCUUCAUCAAGAACAGAAACGCCAGAGACUUCGCCGACACGCACCCCGAGGCCGUCCGAGCAAUCGAGAAGAACCACUACAUGGACGACUACCUGCAAAGCUUCACGUCGGUGGAGGAGGCCCAGCACGUCACGAAGACAGUCGACGAGAUACAUCGACAAGCGGGCUUCGAACUACGCGGAUGGGCAUCGAACGAGCGACGAGUACUACGCGAUCUCGUCACCGACGCCGAGACAGCUACGAUCGACAUCGGCGGGAGCGAAAUAGAGAAGACACUCGGCCUCAUGUGGCACGUACACGAAGACAAUCUCGGCUUUCGUCUUAACACUCAUAAGACGCCGGCUGAGGUGCUACGAGGGGACCGUCCGCCGUCGAAGAGAGAAGCACUCAGCGUGAUCAUGUCGCUCUACGACCCGCUCGGCUGGAUCUCGCCCGUGACUACGCCGGCCAAGAGAAUAAUGCAAGACUCAUGGCGCUACGGGACCGGCUGGGACGACCCUAUUCCCGAGGAACUGCAAGGCAGAUGGCACAACUGGCUGUCCAACCUACAAGCGCUACGAGAGCUACGAAUUCCGAGGUGCUACGACUACGAGCCGACUGCUACGCGAGAACUACACACAUUCGUCGAUGCAAGUGAAGAGGCAUAUGUCGCAGCCGCCUACUGGAGAAUACAACGAGCAGACGGCAGCGUGAAGAUCACACUAGCCAUGGCGAAGAGCAGAGUGGCACCAAUCAAGCCUACGUCGAUACCGCGGCUGGAACUACAGGCUGCGGUACUCGGGACUCGCAUCUCGAACACAACUCGAUCAGAACACGAUUAUGAAGACAUCACGAGAAGAGUGUUCUGGAGCGACUCACGGACGGUGCUGGCGUGGAUACGUGCUGAGCCACGCACAUUCAAGACCUUCGUCGCUCACAGGCUCGCUGAAAUAGAAGAGUCAACGAAGAAAAGCGAGUGGAGAUGGGUACCUACCGCUGAAAAUGUCGCCGACGACGCAACUCGAGCCACGCCGCACGACUUCGACGCGCAACACCGCUGGUUCAACGGGCCCGAGUUCCUGCGGCACGCUGAAGAACACUGGCCCACGGAGAACAGGGAAGAAGUACCCAAGACCGGCGAGGAGAAGGAGAGCUGCGCCGUCGUGUCGCUCGGACACGCCCACCUGCCGGACAUCGAGCGAUUCUCGAGGUGGACACGACUCAUACGUGUUACCGCUCGAGUACUACAGUUCGUCAGCCUGUGUCGGGCCAACAAGCACGCCACUCACGCCGCACGACGCAAGAGAACAAGAGAAAAUGCACCUCAAGACGGCGAGUGGAAGAACACAGCAAGAGCACCGACAACGAACACGAAAAAGAAGCACGAAAACAUUCCACGAAGAAAGUACAAGACAGUCGCGGCGGAACACCUAAUUCACGCCGAGCGACUAUGGAUCGAGUUUUCACAACGAGAAUGCUUCGACUUCGCGCACACUGGUACUGAAAAGCUGAAAAGCUUAAGUACCUACACCGAUGACUACGGGAUACUUCGCCUGAAGGGACGCAUCGCUGCCACCGACGCCAUCAAUGAAGAGACGGCGAACCCAGCUGUGCUAGAUGGAAAGCACAGAUACACGAGGCUGUACAUUCAUCAUGUACACGAACAGCUGCACCACGGCGGGACUGAAAUAGUCGUGAAUGAAUUACGACAACGGCUGUGGAUAAUCAAGAUAAGACCGACUGUGAAGAAUGUCGUGAAGUCGUGUCUCACCUGCAGAAUGAAGAAAGCGAAGCCGUCCAGCCCCGCCACCGGAGACCUGCCUGCAGCACGCCUGGCCCACCAUGUCAGACCGUUCACCUACACGGGUCUAGACUACUUUGGCCCGCUCGAGGUGACUGUGGGCCGACACCGAGAGAAGAGAUACGUCGCACUCUACACCUGCAUGACUACGAGGGCUGUGCACCUGGAGGUAGCGGCCUCACUCAGCGCGGACUCCACCAUCGCUACGCUGCGCCGCCUGAUAGCCAGGCGCGGCUGUCCGACCGAGCUGUGGAGCGACAACGCAACGGGCUUCAAGGCUGCCGACAAGGAGCUCACCGAGGCCGCCACGGAGGCCCUGCAGGAGGAAGCUGCGCGCCGACACAUCAUGUGGCGCUUCAUACCGCCCGCCUCACCAUUCAUGGGCGGGGCGUGGGAGCGGAUGGUGCGCACGGUGAAGGAUGCCCUGCGAGCGACGCUGCACGAGAAGUACCCCAGCGACGAGACACUCAGCACCCUGCUGGCUGAGGUGGAGAGCACCGUGAACUCCCGCCCACUCACUCAUGUGGCGGUGAGUCCGGACGACCCCGUGGCUCUCACACCGAACCUGCUGCUCAUCGGGCCCAACUGCCACGUGCCGACGCCGGGGACCUUCAGUGAAGAGGACGACCACGCACGACAGCACUGGAGACGAGCUCAACGGCUGGCAGACGUCUUCUGGCAGAGGUGGAUGCAGGAGUACCUACCGCUACUCCAACACCGGCGGGAGCCUCACAGCACCGGCAGCCAACCGAAGAUCGGCGACCUGGUCAUCGUGUGCGACUCCAACAACCCGCGCAACACGUGGCCCCGAGGACGAGUCACAGCUGUCCAUCCAGGGAAGGACAACAUCGUGCGAGUCGUCGACAUCACUACGAGCAACGGGCACGUGCUGCGUCGACCAACGAAGAGGAUCGUCGUGCUGCCAAUAGAAUCGCAAGAUAGCGACGGCGGGAGAAUGUUCACGACGAAAAUACCUAGGCUAAGAAGAUUAGAUUAA
Molecule: messenger RNA, 5529 nt
Organism: Plutella xylostella (diamondback moth)
Lineage: Eukaryota; Metazoa; Arthropoda; Insecta; Lepidoptera; Plutellidae
Biological process (GO): DNA integration
Molecular function (GO): nucleic acid binding
Source: RefSeq, a predicted model, not a curated record